This is a messenger RNA of Saccostrea cuccullata (small rock oyster), 3411 nucleotides long. RefSeq lists its product as uncharacterized. NCBI's taxonomy places the organism in Eukaryota, Metazoa, Mollusca, Bivalvia, Ostreida, Ostreidae. Bases 1 to 3411 code for a protein of 1136 amino acids. Gene Ontology annotation, molecular function: protein binding. The record is from RefSeq and is a predicted model, not a curated record. The transcript has 6 exons.
AUGUCUCUUUCAAAAUACACGUCCACAACGGAGACAACAAACCUGGCACGUGUCGCCAGACUUCUACUGGGUCCUUGUACAGAUGUUUUACGGGACAUUCUGAAAAAGGAAAUACCCCCCUCUACUUUAUCAAAACAUGCAGCGGGAUGGGGAAAUCAACCUGAACCCGGAGAUAGAAGUGUGUCUGCUAAUGUUGAAAGGAUUCGACGAAUUCGGAACAAAUACUAUGGACUCAUGUAUGAUUUCUCCCUAGCAGAGUCCGAUUUUAGACAAGAAUGGAGGAAUAUUCGUAACAUAAUUGUAGACCUAGAGGGUUACCUUGGAACAACCACGUCUCUUCAGGAUUCUGUUAACGAAAUCAAAACGUGCUCAAUGGAUCCUGAUUUGGAGAAAAAGUACAUAGACAAACUUUUAGUGAUUGACGAAUUACAAAAGACCGUUGAAAACCUUUCAGAUGACAUUAAAAGACUGCAAUGCGUGAUCCCCUCGCAUGUUAAAGCACAACACGAGACAGAAUAUAUCAGGAAAUGGAGAGAAGAAGAUUCUGUUUUUGUGGAAACUCAUGGGUUCCUUGAAAUGCUUCAGAGGGUGAGAGAGCAGCCUUAUGUGACGUUUGUUGGUGUCCCGGGCUCUGGUAAAUCCUCCACAGCUCAACACAUUUCUCUGAUACUGCAGACGGAAGGAUACGAAGUGGUACCUGUGCUAGACUUUAGAGAUCUCACUCAGUAUCGUGAUCCAAAUAAUCCACAGGUGUUUGUUAUUAAUGAUGUAGUAGGAGUAUUGGGUGUUAACAAAUCAAAGUUAGAAUCCUUUUUAGAGUAUAAGGAAAACCUCACGAAGCCGUCCUUUGUGAAAACAAAGGUUCUCUUAACAUGCAGAGAAACUCUUUUUAACCAAUGCAACAAAUCCUAUUUCACUAAAGAACAAAAUACAAUUAAGCUUCAUAGCUCUAAGAAUGAAUUGAAUGAAGAAGACCAAAGAAAUAUUCUUGAGAAAUAUGGGUUAAACAGAGAUUUGUUGUCACCUGCAUUGCUGACAGAAUCUUCUCGAAUGUUUCCUCUUUUGUGCAAAUUAUACUCAAGCGAGGAAAAAUUCAAAACUAACGGUGAACGCUUUUUUAUCAGUCCCAUCCAAUGCAUUGUCGAGGAAUUUGACAAGAUGCAACAACUAAACAGUUUAUUUUAUGCGACAUUGGUGUUGUGCACACUAAAUAACAACAUUUUGUCUGAAGACAUUCUUAAAGAUAAGAAAAAUAACUGUUUUCGGGAAAUGAAGCACAGGGUGUUAGAAAGUUGUGAAGUUACGACUUCAACAGAUACAUUUAAGUUUGUGAAAGCUUUGUCAGCGAUGGAGGGGACAUACACAAAACGUCGUGAUAGAGAAUUCUCAUUUAUUCACGAUUCCAUCUUUGAAAUAACUGCAUAUCAUUUUGGAACGCAGUUUCCAGAGCUGAUCUUAAAAUACAUGAGAAGUAGUUACAUUGCAAACUGUGUCAAACUCCAGAUAUAUGAAACCGAAAAAGAGAAGAAUAUUGAAGCAAAUGACAAAAGCCACAGUCUGGAGUCAACUGAUGCAAGCAGUGAUGAAAAGCCUGAACAUAAGAAAGGUGUAGAUUUAUAUAUAAGGGUUUCUAAAAACCAGUAUCCAAUCCAGUAUCCAAUGUUAGCUCAGCGAUUGUACAGAGAUGUAGAGAAUAUGGAUCUCUACGAUGUGUUUAUGAAUAAUGCUCUAAAGGACAACCAGUUGUGUAAAGCAUUUAUCGAUGUGCUGGAGACAAAAUCAUACUCAGAAUUAAAACAAGUCUUUCUAUCUAAACAAGAGAACACAUCUAAAUUGCCGAUAAGGGAACCAAGUUCUAAUGAAAAGGAAGGAGAUGAAAUGAUGGACAUGAGGUCCGACGGAGACAUAGAUGAUCUGCCUUUGGAUAAUCGAUGGAUAAUUUCUAAACCAUCAACAUGUUAUGUGUCUGUUGCUAAAGAGUUAGUGGUUGGAGGGGCUGAUAUCAACGUACAGGGUUAUACUCAUACUGCACUGACAGCAGCAUGUGCUGGGGGACAUUUGAGUGUUGUAAAAGAACUUUGCAAAAUGGGUGCAAAUGUUAAUUUAGAGGCUGACGAUCAAACACCAUUGACAGAAGCAUGCAAAGGAGGACAUAUCAAUAUUAUAAAAGAGCUGCUUAAUUUUGGGGCUAGUAUAAAUCAAGAUUGUAUAUUUGAUACACCACUGACAUCUGCAUGUAGAAGUGGACAUCUCAAUGUAGUGCAAGUAUUGCUGCAAUCUGGAGCUAUUAUCAACCAAAGGACCAGUUUAAGAACUCCUCUGAUGUCUGCUUGUGAGAGUGGUGAACUGGGUAUAAUGAGAUUUCUGAUCAAGGCUGGAGCUGACAUUGAUUUACAGUGUAACAAUAACACUGCCUUAACAGCUGCGUGUGGCAGUGGACAUAUGUCUGUAGUAAAUGAGCUGCUACAGGCAGGAGCAAAUAUUAAUCCUAAGGGUUUAAAUAAUACACCAUUGAAUGCAGCCUGCUAUGGUGGUCAUCUCCAUGUGGUCAAAGAACUUAUAAAAGCUCGGGCUGAUAUCAAUCCACAAGAUGUCAACAGUACACCUCUUAUAAAUGCAUGUAGAAGUCGUGCGGCAAAUUCGAUAUUGUUUAAAGAACUGCUCAAAGCAAAAGCUGAUGUAAAUCAGCAAGAUAAAGAUGGAAGUACACCAAUAAUAGCGGCUAUUGUAUGGGAAAAAGAUAAAAGUAUCAUACAAUAUUUACUUAAAGCUGGUGCUGUUGUUAAUAAGUACGAUGGAGAGGGGGAUACUCCCCUCGCAGCCGCAUGCUCAUCUGGAGAUUUAAGCCUUUUGAAAGAGCUGCUUGACAUGGGGGCUUACACAAACCUGAGUUUAAUUGAGAAGGGACCAGAGGAGGAACAUAUUACACCACUGACAGCUGCAUGUCUUGGUGGCAAUUUGUUUGUGGUAAGAGAAUUGCUUCAAAAAGGCGCCGAUGUUAAUCCUAUAUUUGUAUGGAAGACGCCAUUAACUAUUGCUUGUAAGUAUAGACAUCUUGAUGUAGUAAAGUUACUGCUCAAGUUCGGAACUAAUGUCAAUUUCAAUCCUUGGGGAACAUGUAAACCGGAUAAAUACAAAACACCAUUGACAGUUGCUUCUAAGAGUGGAGAUUUAGAAAUAGUCAUAGAGCUUUUGAAUGCAAAAGCAGAUGUUAAUCCACAGGGUGUAUAUAAUACACCAUUGGUAGCUGCAUGUGCGAAUGGAUACGUUGAGGUGAUGAAGGAAUUGCUGCUAUACCGGGCUGAUAUCAAUCUUCAGGGUAAAUAUGACACUCCUCUGACAGCUGCAUGUACAGAGGGACAUUUGAAUGUAGUGAAAGAGCUCAUAAAGGCUGGAGCUGAUACAAUCUAA